Cajanus cajan (pigeon pea) is the source of this 843-nucleotide messenger RNA. NCBI's taxonomy places the organism in Eukaryota, Viridiplantae, Streptophyta, Magnoliopsida, Fabales, Fabaceae. The record is from RefSeq and is a predicted model, not a curated record.
AUGGACAUUGGACAGGUAUCUUUUGUAUGUCUUAUCCAUCGACUCAUUCCCGAAGAUGCCAAAUCAAUGGAAACUUUUGAUUCACUCACUGUAUUUACAGCCAAGGAUUACAAUGCCACAAUUGAGUUCUACUGGGCACCUUUUCUUCUUGAAUCAAAUUCAGACGAUGCUGUCAUUCAUAGGAUAUCUGAUAGGAUUGUCAGAAAAGGUUCAAUCAAUAAGCAUGGCAGAAAUUGGAAAGGUGUUGAUAUUUUGGUAUUCAACACCUAUCUUUGGUGGAUGACUGGCUUGAAGAUGAAAAUCUUGCUUGGAUCUUUCGAUGAUGAAGCGAAAGAGAUUGUUGAACUCUCAACAGAGGAUGCUUAUCGUAUGGCUAUGAAAAGCAUGCUUAGAUGGGUGAGGUUGAAUAUGGAUCCAAAGAAAACUAGAGUCUUCUUCACAAGCAUGUCACCUUCACAUGGAAAAAGCAUAGAUUGGGGAGGUGAAGAAGGAGGAAAUUGUUACAAUGAAACAACUCUAAUCGAUGAUCCAACAUAUUGGGGCUCUGAUUGCAGGAAGAGCAUAAUGGAAGUAAUAGGAGAAGUGUUUAGCAAAACCAAAGUGCCCAUUACAUUUUUGAACAUCACACAACUUUCUAGUUACCGUAGAGAUGCACAUACUUCAAUAUACAAGAAGCAAUGGAGCCCGUUGACUCCAGAGCAAUUAGCUAACAAGCUAGACCGUUGUCAAGAGAAAUCUUUAAAAACAUGUAAACUUCUUAGGAAUUUCUUAACUCUCAGAGUCUCUCAACAUCUCAUCUUAGAACAUUACAACACACAAUUCUUGUUAAAAAAUAAUAAUUAA